Molecule: messenger RNA, 2548 nt
Organism: Rubroshorea leprosula
Lineage: Eukaryota; Viridiplantae; Streptophyta; Magnoliopsida; Malvales; Dipterocarpaceae
Source: the annotation of a GenBank genome assembly
UUUACUUGCAUUUCUUUUCCUGCAAAACUUCUACGAGAAGCUUCAUCGUUCAUCUUCUGUUCGUGAACUGUGGUAACAACUGGGGAUCUCUACAUCAAAUCUUUCAAAACCGAAAUCAGGUACUGUACCCAAGCUUCUGAUUUCUGAUUUAAUCGAAGUGUUUCUCUCCUUUCUACCUUUCUGUGAUUGAUUUAGAGUCCUUUGAAGGAAGUUAGGGUUAGAGGGGAGAAAGAUCUUGAAUGUGCAACAAAGGGGGUUUUUGUUUGUGUUUUUUUUUUUUUUUAUUUCCUGACUUAUUCCUCCCCCCUACUUCGUGCAGAGUCUGAGAAAAUGUCGUCAGAAAGAACAGAAAGUAUAGUAGGGAGUGAGGUGGAACCCUUGGACUACGGGGGGAUGGACACAGAGAGUAGUCCAUCUCCAACUAGUUCAAAUGAAACAGUGGAGGGGGUGAGAGAGGAUGAAGUGGUGGAGGUUGGGGGGGAUGAGGUGGUAGAGGUUGGGAGGAAUGAGGUGAUGGGGGUUGGGGUAGAUAGCAUACCCAUCACCGUAGUAGAAGUAGAAAGUAAUGGGGAGAGAGGUUAUGAUAGGAAUGCAGAAAUAGUGGAGGAAAUGAAGCAGUACCGAUCUGAACUAAGGACCAGGGAUGACCUGUGUCACUUAGUAGAGACGUACGAGAUCUCUUCCCGGGUAUUAGUUAGGCCAGCUGGGGUAGAGGAGAGGGCGUGUUCUGCUCCUCGGGAUCACUGGAUGCCUGUGUAUUCCCACUAUUUAAUGGCGGGACUCAGGUUUCCACUUCCUGAGUUGCUAAUAGGUUUACUUUUAGAUUAUAACAUAGGGUUGACACAGUUGGUCCCCAACGCAAUGAGGGGGGGUAGCAGGAGAGAUAAGGGGUGGUAUUAUUUCACCCUGAGGGUAGCUAAUAAGGAGGGUAGAAUUUUGUUCAUUGCGGGUCCUUCAUCCAUCAAGGGAUGGAAGGAAAAAUUCUUUUUUGUUGAUGACACAGAGUGGGGGAAAGGGGAUGCCGAGGUGAGGGCAUUAGCUUCCUGGAAGGCCAAAAGGGCUAACCAGAAUAAGUUUAGCUUGAAUAAGGAUGAGGAGGAGGAGGUGGGGAGGUUGGUGAGGAAGAGGGGGGAAGAACUGAAUAUCUUGGACCUCACCAGCGCAGCGUGUAUAGAAGCUGCUGAGCUCUAUAGGCCAAGCGCCCUAAGUGAAGCUGACAUGGAUCAAUUUUUGAACACUGCUGGAGGGAAGGCCAUCCCCAAGAAGCCAAGGAAGAAGUCAAGGACUUCGACCAAGCAAGUGGAUGAGGGGAAUGUGGGGAAAGAGGUGGUGCCCUUGGCGUCAGCUGGGACAGAGGAAGAGGUAGCACCACUAAAAAGAAAAGGUUGGGAGGAGAGGAGGGCUCUGCAAAAGAAACAGAAGGUGGUGGAGGAAGAGGGGAGUGGGGUGCCUGAGUUCGUACCUCAACCUCCUCCUGUUGAGCUGGACCCCGAGCUCAGACAGUUGGAGGAGGGGGCUGAGGUACGGGCUCCUGGUAAGGGGAAGGGCCCUGUUUCCCCUGCGGUGCCUCAGAGCAGCCUGUUCGAGGCAAAGAACACGAUGGGGGCUAGGUGGUUCAUCAACAGCACCUUCCCCGAGGUGGACAAGCGCCAUGCGCGGGAGGAAGCUCUGAGGUACGGGGCGGCAACUGUUGUGAAGCACGUCCUUGAGAGCGCGAGCUGGGUGAAUGGUCUAGCCCAGGAGUUCAGAGAUAGUGUCAAGGACCGUGCGCUCUUGCAGAGGCAGUGUAACCAGCUGCAAAAGGAGAAGGAAGAGCUGGAGAAGAAGAAUAAGGAGCUGCAAGGGUCGCUGGACGAGGUGGUGCCAACUGUGAAGCAGUUGGAACAGGAGAGGGCUUCCCUGGGCACCAAGCUCGGCUUUGAGGAGACCAAGCGAAAGAUCUCUGAAAGCGAGCGUGAGGCUCUGGCGCAAGAGUUAGAACUGACAAAGGAGGCUUUCUUGGAGCUGAAGGGGAAUGUGCAGACCCUAGUGCAUAAUGGGAUGAAGGAGCACAUCAGCAACUUCAUCAGCUCCAGCUCAUUUGACAACAUCGUCAACCUCUACCGAUUGCCAACUGCCAUCAUUGCCUUCACGGACUGCAGAAAGAAGGUGAAGACUGUUUAUCCCGAAGUGGAUGUUACAAGGAUCACCUUCGGAGAGCAAGAAGCUGGAGUGGAGGAAGAUGGUGAAAGUAUGUCAGCAGACUUCCGCCCAGAAAUCAAACUGAAAUGGGAUCAUGAUGCUGAUGGACGCACUGUUUUUCCUCCGAACUUCGAUUUCGAGUUCGUGGCAGUGGAGAAAGAAGGGGCAGAGGUAGAGGAAGACGAGGUGGAGGCAGGAGUGGAAGGAGCUGGAGUGGAUGAGGGCCAACCAAUUCCAGAAGUGGAAAUUCACCCAGUUCCUUCUGAUGAUGAUCAGCCUCCCCUGCCAGACGAGCAGCAGCCAAGACAGCCACCUCUUCCAGCUGAAGAGGAGCCAGUGGAGCCACCUCCUCCAGCAGAGAAUUAGC